AUGAUCUCGUCAAAUACCCGCGCAACACGAUCCCGUUAUUCAAGUCCCGCGCAAUCUCAAAAUACUAAAUGGAACGGACUACUCGACGCGUCUAAGGGGGCGACCGAGGGUUCAAGGGCAUUUAUGCAGCGCUGGCUAGAGCCCACCGUGCAGAGCAAGGCGAGCUUCGAGGAUGAUGGCCUGGUGCGAUAUGGAGUCGUCGAGAACAUGGCUCCCCUGGGGAGCCUGCCCAAACCCAAGAAGACGGGCUCUGAGACGACUUCGGGCGUCAAGAGGAUUAUAUUGAGGCCGUCAGGGGCAAGUGCUGCCAGAAAUGCGGCGCAGGUCGCCUCGAGCGAUCCAGUGAUGGAAGUCGAUGUGGGCGUGGGCGUGGGCGUGGAUGCGGAGGCGGAGGCCGAGGUGGAGGCGCAUAUUGAGAUUACGGCGAGAGCGGCAGAUUCUUCCCCUCCACUUAUGGCUCUACCCCCUACACCGCCACGGAGGGUAUCUAUUGUUCUCAAAGACGCCGCAGCAGCUGCCGACGACGAGAACGACGAAGAUUACGAUCCAAGCAGACCGAAGCGACGUCAAUCAGGUCGUGCAUCUCUGGGAAGGCGGGCGCGACGCUCCUCAGCCGGUCGCAGGAGCUCCAUCGUGACUAAGCCCACAACAAAGGAAGCAAAGGAGGUGAAUGAGCGCAAAGAACCAGAGACGGAGACCAAGGCAGACACGACGACACCGGAAUUAGUUUCUAAAGAGGUUGAAGCACCUGAAGAGGCCGCCGAGGAGGAGGAGGACGAGGAGGAGGAGGAGGAGGUUGAAGAGACAGUGCCCGCAGAGGCAACGAUUCACGCAGCUGAGCCUGUGGAACCCGAGGACAAAGAAUUCACAGAUAAGGUUGUCGAGGCUGCAGUGGAAGAGGCUCUUAAACAUUACCGAUAUCCGACUGCCUGGGCGCUGCGGACUCUCUACGACGAGAAAUCUGGCGAUCCGGGAUUCAUUGCCAUGCUCGAGGACGUUUUCAACCAAACAGCGGAUGAGGCUACGAUGCGAAAGUUUUCCAAACAGAUGGAGAAGAAAAAACGAGAGGGCAAAAAGGACAACCAAGGCUGCUACUACUUUAUCCCCCCCACGACCAACAGCCGAUUCACUCCCCACAAGCCCAAGGCAGCACCGUACGGCAAACUCCUGCUUCACAACCAGGUAGAGGAGGUUGUUGAGGUGGCAGACUUGGAGACGGAGGAGGAUUCAGACGAGCACUUUGCUGAUGAAGAGGAAGAGGCGGAAGAGGAAGAGGAAGAGCAAGAGGAAGCAAGAGAAGAAGAAAACAACCAUCAAACUCCAGAACGAGCUGCCAAGAGGGCAAAGACUUCGCAUUCUCGUACUCACUCUUCUUCCCAUCCUUCUUUGGCACCAACUCAGACUCUUGUUCAGGUUCAGGUUCAGGCUCAGGCUCACUCUCACUCUCACUCAACCCGCAACUCACCACGGAAAAUGGCCUUGGAUAAUCCACCACAAACGCCUUCUCGCAAGAGAAACAGGCGAGAUUCUGCAUCCAGCGACUCUUCCCUCUCAUCAGCCCUCAGCCUGUCGUCGCCUGAGGCCAUCAUGGGCAGCCCCAGCCCAGUCCGUCGAGGGGGCACCGGUCGCGCUGGGCCACCUGGACCACCUGGACCCGACUCCAGUGAGACGCCAAAACCUCGGCCAAUCAAUGGCCGCCGCAAAUCAGUUGCCUCCAAGGCCAGUGCCAGUGGUGCUGGUACCAAGGCCAAUAAGUCUGCUACUACCAAGAUUAAGACCAAGACCAAGCCUAAGACCAAGUCUACGUCUACGUCUACGUCCACUAAGCAGCAACCAUCAUCUCCAGAUCACACCAAUUCCAUCACCUCAGACCUCAACAUUAUCACCAACAGCCGUAGCCAUAAUCAAAUUAACCCUGAUGCACCCGCAAGUGCGACCAUCAGUGUGAGUGCCGACGCCACUAUGCCAGGAAGGGUUUCUGCUGCCCAAAUCUUUCCCAACCUGCCUACAAAGUCAAAGACAGCAAAGAACAAGGCAUCGUCUGUCCCAGCCGAUGACGCUGCCACUGUGCCUGAUACCGACGACUCCUUCUGGGAUCGAAGACGCGAUGCGCAAAAGUUUGCCAACAGUGUCGCCGCCCAUGAAAGUUCUGUUCGAGGAGGAGACGAGCACGAGGACCCCUUCACAACUCCUGCAAAGUCAACGAGGAAGACGCGUCAAUCCAUUGCCGCCUCUGCGACGACGACGAGGUCUACGCGGUCGGCAAGCAAGAGACCUCACGAUGAGGUCGACUCUGCCGUGUCUCCUGUUGCGUGGUCUUUCCAGCGUGAGGACAGCUCAGUCGGCGGAUCACGGGCUGCGACACCCACGCUACGCCCCCCAAAGAAGCCGAGAACUGGCCUUCGUGUCAAAUCAUCGCCUGUGAAGAAGAGAGGAGGAACUGCUGCUGGAGUGCCUCGACCUCUGGGAGAAACCCCUUCAACUAAUGGCGUGGCCAAAGACCAGGCGUCGGAUAAUGAUGAAGAUUGUUCUGCUUGCGGUGCUGCUGGCGAUGUCGUUUGUUGCGAUGGAUGUCCCAGGUCAUUCCACUUCGAAUGCGUGGGCAUGAUACCCUCAGACCAUCUUCCCGAUGAGUGGUUCUGCAAUGAGUGCUUGUAUAAGAAAUACCCAUCCCGAAUGCCGCCUUUCAAGGGUAUCUUUGCUGUUCCUCUUACCAACCUGGAGAAGAGCAUUCCUCGUGCCUUCAGCCUCCCAAAGAAAUUGCAGACCCGCUUUGAGGGCGUCAAGGCUGGUGCCGACGGCGAGUACGAAGAGGUUACUACUCUCAAGUCGACAAAGAGAAAGAAUGGCUAUGAAGAGGUACCAGACUUCUUCAAGCAACGUGAUGAGGGACAGGCAGUAAUCUGCCAUGGGUGUCAAAAACCCGCCACAGAUGUGCGAGCCAUCAUUCCUUGCAGCAUUUGUCCGUUCUACUGGCAUAUUGACUGCUUGGAUCCUCCUCUCGCCGUUCCACCUGUCCUGAAAAACUGGCGAUGUCCUCUGCAUCCUGACGAGAUAAUGGCAGAGGUCCGUCCACUGGCACCUGCUCACCGUUUCCGCAAGAUCAAAGGAGCGCCAAUUAUAGUUCCGUCUCUUCCUCGUAGUAUCAAGAACAACGGGCAUAUUGAGGUAGACUGGAGUGAUGAGCCUGAGCCCGAGCCUGUAAACAAAUCUGGCUGGCCAGAUCCUGAUUCGUUUGGCCGAGCUUACAAGCUUCCAGCCAAGGGCAUUGUGCUUGAUUUCAUUGAGCAGCUACGCCGCCAACGAGCUGGUUAUGGCCCCCGUCAUGACGAGUCCAGAUGGGUGUCGUAUGUUCCAACUACUGCAAAGGACCCAAGCCGUCCUAUCGCAGGCUCCGAGUUGCAGCGAACAGUAGAUGAAAUGCAGUUGGCUUUGACUCUGACCAGCCUCAAGGAGCGCAAGUCUGAUGGCGUUGACCACUUGGUCUCGGCUCUCCUGAAUGCCGCUGAUCCCAGCGUUUUAUCGCUCAUGGCAAAGACAGACGCCGCCAACGUUGCGACUGGUCAUUUGACAGAUAACGAUAAACACAGUCUGCGCGCUCUUCUUACUCAGAUGGAUGCCAUGGGCGCACGUAUAAGACACCUUCUUGGUGAGCCUACCAGUGCUACCGCUAUCGCUACCAUGCUUGACCAGGAUGCCAUACCCAGCAUCCUUUCCCCCCAAGACUCGGCCAUUGCCGAACCGCUCGACAAGGUUACGGCGCCUCCUGUCACAGAGCCUACGCCUCCCUCCACCAUUGAUCACGCCGAGGGUUCCAUGGACCUCGACUGA
Fusarium sp. VM40 is the source of this 3831-nucleotide messenger RNA. Lineage: Eukaryota; Fungi; Ascomycota; Sordariomycetes; Hypocreales; Nectriaceae. The record is from the annotation of a GenBank genome assembly.